Molecule: messenger RNA, 1860 nt
Organism: Effrenium voratum
Lineage: Eukaryota; Dinophyceae; Suessiales; Symbiodiniaceae
Source: the annotation of a GenBank genome assembly
AUGGACUCAGAGCUGGUGGAUGAAACCCCAACUGGCGGAAGUGGAAGUUCGGUAUUUAUUUGGCGCGGGGGCAUUUUGGCGCCUGAGGGCUAUCAUGAGCCCUCACUUCAGAAGAAAGAUUUGGAUUCCUCAUCGGCCCUGCGACAGAUGGUCAACGGCGAGUGGCACCUGAGAUUCCGCAGCAAGGAGCACGACAAGAAGGUGGAGAUGCUGCUCACCAUGGAACCCUCCGGUCGGCUGCUGCUGUCCCCUUCCCGGGGCGCCGCCUCGCGGAAGAAGGCGGACACCAGCCGCACCAGUUUCGGAGUUCGCCUAAAGCUGCACCAAGAGGUUCAAGAAUACAUUGAACUUCAUCAUGAUGGUGUAGCACCGGAGGACUUCGGCCGGGUAUUGGAGAGCCUAUGGCAGAAAAUUCGCAACAGCUGCACAAUUGCCAUGGAGGGACGGUCUUGGGCAGAGAUUGGCUGGCCAGGCUCACAGAACCAGGUCAAGCGGCGAGCCUUGAAAGACCUGCAGAGCCGUCGGGAUGUGCUAAUUGCAAGAGGCCUUCCGGCAUUGGACGCUCUUCGCAUUGCUCGUGGCUUGAAGGGGUACUCCCAAGCUGGCGCUGACUUUGUGGAGGACAAGUCGCUUGAGAAGGAACUGAAAAUAGGCGACAUGGUUCAAUGUACGCAAGAGAGCGAGACGAAGAUCGGUUUCGGCCUCUUCGGCGGCGUCAAUGUCCUGGAACCUGGAGAAGCAGGCAAAGUCGCCAACCUCAACCACAACCGUGGACAAGUCCUUGUGGAAGGGAAGAAGGGCAGCCGCUGGUACGGGGACUCGGAGGUGGUGAAGGUGGACCCCAAGGCCCUGGGCCUGGUGCCCUUGACGGACUCCGAGUGGGCGGGGCUGCCCUCCACGCGGGCCAACUACGUGGCCUUCAGCCAGCAGCUGCCGAACCCCCUGCUGGAGGGGGGCUGGAUGGGCAAGGGCCGCGCAGAGAAAUCCACGGAGACCUCCUCGGCGGAGGUGGACCUCAACUUCGAUGUGGUGGCCAUGGGCUUCAUGUCCUCCUAUGUGGACGCUCAGGUCUUCUAUGCCGAGGCGGGCAUGGAGAUCAAGGGCCAGUGGCGUGCUGCAGAUGGAUCCACUGGGGAGGUCACCGGCAUCAAGGCCUUGGCAGGUCUGGCUCUGGGCGGCCUUUGGCAUGUGGAGCUGCAGUCCGGCGCUGACUCCAUGCAGCACGCCUGGAACUGCUGGUUCUCAUGUUUCCCACCCAGUUCUAGCAGCAACGUCACCAGCAUCCGCAUUUCUGGUUCGGCCUUAGCCGGCCCCAUGCUCCAGGAAGGGAUGGCACCUGAAAACGCUCCUCCUGCACUGCGCAUCUCCGGAGAGAUGACCGGCAAGGGCGUGGUCUCCUUCACCAUGACUGCAGAGGAAGGGGACCUGAAGGCCCUGGAGUCCCUGGGUGCCAUGGGCUGGGUGAACUCCACCUGGGAGGGCGAGCUGGGCACGGACCGCUGGCUGCGGGGCGCCUGGCGGCGCCCCGACGCCGGGGGCGCUGGGCGCUGGCGCGCCCGGCACAUCGGCAGGGCAGCAGUGCACGGCACCAUGAAGCCACAGGUGGAUUCAGGUGCCGAGUGGGAGCCGAAGCGUUGCGAGAUCCGGACCGCGCCGGCGGACACCAAGCCGGGCCGCCUCAAGAAGGGCAUGAAGGUGAAGCUGUCGAAGAUCUACAAGACCUGCAGUGAUGCAGGGUCAGGACCUUUGAAGGAGGGGCAGGUUGGCGUCAUCAUCCAAGAGAAUCCCGGACAAGACCAGCCGGUCAAUGUGAAGGCUCCGAGUGGCGGAACUUGGUGGUUUCAGGACCGAAGGCCUUAG